UUGGUCUCUCAGGAAGGGCUCCCCUAGAGUACGAUGGCGGAGACCACCCCGAGGGGCCUGGCUGAAGUGAGUGCAAGGCCUUUCCCCUUCAGCUCUCCGAACUCCACCUUGGGGGCAGGGCGCUAUUCACGAGAACCCAUGGUCGUAGGUGCUCCUGGGUGACUCCGUGUGACGGAGGUGGGAGAGGAUGACGGGUUGAGGGGCCGCCAUGUAAAAAUGCGCAGGGGCGACUGAACCAGAAGCAUUCCUACCUGAAAUGUCAGGGUGAGAGGAGUUUUACCUUCAAUGUCAGGUAGUUACACGUUUUUGUUUUUCAAGUUUCCCCAGAGUUAGACUGGAAAGGGGAUGAAGGCACUGAGACUCAGGGAGAUUGAGUGUUUUAUUUUAAUGGGAUGGUACAUACAUAUUAUUUUUAACUUUUUAAAUUUUUUAAUUUAUCUUUAGAGCGAGAAAGGAAGGAGGGAGAGAAAUAUCAAUGUAUGGUUGCCUCUCAUGCGCCCCCUGCUGGGAAUUUUUGGAAACUGGCCUGCACCCCCAGGCAUGUGCCCUGACUGGGAAUCGAACAACGAUAGUGUGGUUCUCAGGCCCGCACUCAAUCCACUGAGCUACUCCAGCCAGGUUUUAAGUUAAGUUUUAAGAUUUUUAAAAUGAAUUGUUGUCUAUCUUAGUCUGUUCAGGCUGCUAUAAACAAAUAUACUAGACUGGUAGCUUAUAUGUAACCGAAAUUUACUUCUCACAGUUCUGGAGGCUCAAUAUCCAGGAUCAAGUUGUCAGAUUUGCUGUCUGGUGAGAGCCCUCUUCCACGUUCAUUGACAGCCUGACAGUCUCCUUCUCUGUGGAUCCUCACUUGGGAGAAGGGGCAAGGGGACUUUUGAAGGUCUCUUAUAAGGACAUCGCACUCCACCACAGGGGGCAGAAGGGAUCAGUGUCAAAGGAUGGGGCUCAAACAAUCAGGAAGAGAGCCCAGAGAGAGAGGACCCCUAGAAGGGCUAUUAUUAGGACGUGUACAUACAACCGGGGUAUCUGGGUACAUCCCCUUUGAGAAUAUCCCAAGGUCCUCCCUGCCUGGAGCCUAUACUAGCUUUCCUCCCCGGGCUUCCUGAAGCUUAGCUCCUAGUAGGGGAGGAGCUUACCUCGCUUGGGCCGAUGCAGGGGAAAAAAACUACAUUACCCAGAAGGCUGAGUGCCCGGUCGAGGUUAUUAACGGAAGGAGCGUGGGGGCCCUUGUUUGGCAGGGGCGGAACUUCCGAUACAUCCAGCUGGGUGUCUGAAAACAUCGUGGCUAUCUGUGGGAUCCGAGCUAGACGGCCACUGCCGCGCCUUCGUGGGAUCUGGGGGACGUUUCGCUGACCCCGCGGGGCCCCGGAGCCCUCGCCUAUCCUGAUGGCAUCGGUGCAGGCACCAGUAACCUUCAAGGAUGUGUCUGUGACCUUCACCCGGGAGGAGUGGGAAUUGCUGGGCCCGACUCAGAGGACCCUGUACCAGGAGGUGAUGCUGGAGACUUGCAGGAUCCUGGUGUCUCUGGGGCAUCCCGUUCCCAGGCCAGAGCUGGUCCACCUGCUGGAGCACGGACAAGAGCUACGGACGGUGAAGAGAGGCCCCCCACGGGGCACCUGUCCAGGUGAUGGAGCAAAACUUCAGACCAGAGAGCCAAGCACCAUUCAGCCUGUUUUGUGUGAGGGAGCCUUGCUCCAAGGAAGCCAUACUCUGGAAUCGUCAAGGGACUCCAGAUUGGAGCAAGCCAGGGAACAGGAAGGACUAUUGGAAGUGAGGCCAGAGACAGACCACCAGGAGGAGACCCAUCGUGGGAAAAGGAGCCUUGAAGAUAACGGUUUGGGGACAGAUGACAGUCUGCACUCUAGGAUGUUACAGGAGAGAGUCUCCCGGGGACCAGGGAAAGACCCCAGGAUCCGCGGGGGGAGGAACCUCUACAAAUGCAAGCAGUGCGGGAAAGGCUUCAGCAGGAAAUGGUACCUUGCUCGCCACCAGCGGGUUCACACAGGGAUGAAGCCCUAUGAGUGCAAUGCGUGUGGGAAAACCUUCAGUCAGAGCUCCACCCUCAUCCGGCACUACCUCAUCCACACCGGGGAGAAGCCCUACACCUGCCCAGAGUGUGGGAAAGCCUUUAAGCGCCGGUCCUACCUGGUGCAGCACCACCCGAUCCAUACUGGGGAGAAGCCCUAUGAGUGUGCCCAGUGUGGGAAGGCCUUCAGCCACCGCUCCACCUUCAUUCGGCACAAAAGGACCCACAGCAGGGAAAGGCCCUUUGUGUGCAAGGACUGCGAGAAGGCGUUCAGCAACAGAGAGCACCUUACCCAGCACUACACUGUGCACACUGGGGCCAAGCGGUUUGAGUGUGCCGUGUGCGGGAAGGCCUUCCGCUGCCGCUCGGAGCUCCUGCAGCACCGGCGCGUGCACACGGGGGAGCGGCCAUAUGUCUGCGCGCAGUGCGGGAAGGCCUUCCACCGCAGCACAUACCUGCUGCAGCACUCCAUCAUCCACACGGGGGAGAAGCCUUACAAAUGCAGCCUGUGCGGGAAGGCCUUCAAGCGCAGGUCCCACCUUCUGCAGCACCAGCGGGUCCACACCUGAGGUAAGCCCUGCCAGUGCAGGGGCUGGAGAAAGGCCUCGCUCAGUGCUCCUUCCUGGUCCGUUAAGGGGAUCCACGUGGGAGGAGAAUCUCCUUCAGUGCAAAGAUGUUGGAGGGGGAUUUUUGUCAGCUCUGAAAUGCACAAGAAGCUGCCUUGGUGAGAAGCCCUGUGAACGCAGUGACUGUACCUUGAGCUGAAGGUCAGCCCUCCCUCAUCACGGUGGGAGAGAAAGGAGAGAAGGCGGGUCACCCGUGGGUCUGCCUCUGUUAGCAUCAGAGAACUUACUGGGGAGACAGGCUGGAUAUAACUACGGAGGACAGUCUGAAGCCAAAAGGAAAAAUCUCGCUAUCUGAGACUUUAUAGCAGAGAGUCACAUAAUUGUCAUUGUGAGCAACCCUUCUGGGACAGGUCACUUUGAUACAGAGAGAUCUGAUCAGAUUUCUGGGAAAGAGAAGGUGGAGGUCACAGGAGGAGGUUGUCUGAGAUAAUGGUAAAUAGACUAGGGUGGGGCAGGCAGAGAGGCUGAAUGCCUCCUGGGAACAAGGAAUAAAAGGAGGGUGGAGACUGGCUCUUCCUCCAAGACUCCUGGAUGAGAAGAUACCCAGAUUAUUGUGCUGCAGCUGCCUGCGGGUGGUAUUUUGGACAGUAGAAGGAACUCGGUACAGCCUAGAAUCAGGCUAGGUUGGCAGAGGGUGGCAAGGUUAUUCUUUGGGUGUCCUAGAGGGACAGGCUCCGAGGCAAAAGCCUACCAUUUUUCCAAAAUUAUGUAGCUUUUCUAUCUUGUUUUAACUUUUUAAAGAUUUUAUUUAUUUAUCUUUAGAGGGGAAAGGAAGGAGGUAGGGAGAGAAACAUCAGUAUAUGGUUGCCUCUCGUGUAUCCCCUGCUGGGAACUGGCCUGCAACCCAGGCAUGUGCCCUGACUGGGAAUCGAACGAUACUCUGGUUCCCAGGCCCAAGUUCAAUCCACUGAGCUACACCAGCCAGGGCUCUAUCUUGUUUUAGUUUGUAAACUAAAUUGUUUACAAUUUACUAAGUUUUUUUAACUAAGUUACAAACUAAGUUUAGUUUGUAAACUUAGCCUUAACUGACAGGCUUAAGACACUAAUGCAUGUGGAAAACUGUUGUUCCAAAACUGUGUAGCUUUGAAAUAAAGACUCUUCCUUUACCAUGAAACCUUUGCUUCUGGAAUUUUGCCUAGAGGGUGGCAGCAGACAGCACGACCCUGCUCGCUAUUCAGUAACAGCAGUGGUGACUCUGGUGGGACCCUAUAUGCCUGUGGCGGUCAACACCAAGAGUGGGACUGUGGGGUUUCCCAGUCACUGGGAGUUUGUUCCUCUUCGUGCCUGUUCAAGGUGCUGGCUGCCCAAACAUAUCUGCCAGGUAAAAAGGAAAAGGGUCUUGGAAGGGGCUGUGCAAUAAAGUCCAGGUGACUGCUUUGGGGAAGCCAUUGUAUGGGGACCACAGUUUGUGAGACUGGUUGGUAAAUAUUUGCUUGUGGGUACUCUUUAGAAUGGAUACCAGUUUUGUUUAUACAUUCUCAAGUAUUUUGGAUUUUUCUAGUUACAACUCUUGGCCUGUACGUUUGGGCCAAUAAGGGCAGUUCUGUGCUGGCUCCUACAGGAAGCCCACUGGGUAGGAUUUUGGCAGAUUGCGGCAUGUACUGUCAUUAUCCAAUGUUCAGGGAGAUAUUGAUUUUUUAUUGUAAUACUGUGUGAGAGAAACGCUGAUCGAUUGCCUUUCGCAUGCCUACAACUGAGGAUCUAGUGACUUUUUGGUUUGCAGAAGGAUGGAUGCCCAACCCACUGAGAGCCACACCAUUCAGGCUAUGAUUUCCAUUCAUAAUUUUUAUUUUUAAUUUUAGGAAGAGAGGAAGGGAGAGAGCAAGGGGGAGGAACAUCAAUUUGUUGUUUCACUUACGCAUUUGUUGGUUGAUUCUUACAUGUGCCUUAAGGAAGGGUAGAACCUGCAGCCUUGGCACAUCAGGACAAUGCUCUAACCAACUGAGCUACACAGCCAGGGAUCAUUUCUUGAGAGCACACAGGGUACUGCACCUGUAGUGAAGUAGUACAGUUAGAAUGAAAAACAGAGUGGUACAAAUGGAUAAAGUUAAGGUGACGUUUACUCCGUGCACUGGCAUUUUUCUAGCUAUAUAAGAUGCACAUGCAUAAAACAUUACGAUGAUUUUCCCUUCAUAGAACUUAAGAUUCUAGUUGAGGAAAAGAGUCAAUCAGCAAUGUUCCUAAGUUAUUAAGCUACAUACUGUGUUAGAAGGUGAUGAGUUCUAUGGAAAAGACAACGGACCACAAUGGGUCAAGAAAAACAUGGGGGGACAGGCAAAUGACAACACAGUGUACUUACAUCUGAAC
This is a messenger RNA of Artibeus jamaicensis (Jamaican fruit-eating bat), 4956 nucleotides long. It is a transcript of the gene ZNF550, whose product is annotated as zinc finger protein 550. Gene Ontology annotation, molecular function: DNA-binding transcription repressor activity, RNA polymerase II-specific. The record is from RefSeq and is a predicted model, not a curated record. Gene Ontology annotation, biological process: negative regulation of transcription by RNA polymerase II. The transcript has 4 exons. The coding region runs from base 1384 to 2592 and encodes 402 amino acids. NCBI's taxonomy places the organism in Eukaryota, Metazoa, Chordata, Mammalia, Chiroptera, Phyllostomidae.